Messenger RNA from Setaria italica (foxtail millet), 2636 nucleotides. Its product is annotated as protein NRT1/ PTR FAMILY 8.3. Bases 626 to 2335 code for a protein of 569 amino acids. Gene Ontology annotation, cellular component: membrane. Lineage: Eukaryota; Viridiplantae; Streptophyta; Magnoliopsida; Poales; Poaceae. The transcript is spliced from 4 exons. The record is from RefSeq and is a predicted model, not a curated record. Gene Ontology annotation, molecular function: transmembrane transporter activity. Gene Ontology annotation, biological process: transmembrane transport.
UAGUCUUCCCGUUCCUGUCGCCACAUUAAAAGACCACGUGUCUGGAGUGAACAGAAUAUGCACGGAAACACACCCGAGUCCGACCAUGGCCCCUGCACUCGGGCCCCCGUGGCAUCUGACCGGAGACUGAACCCACAACGCACCUACUCCUGCGUAGAAAACUAGAAACUUCGGGUUCGUCGCGCUGCGACCAUUCUACCCGGGUCGACGUCCGUUGCUGCAGUGCCAGGGGACGCAAGGUUGCCUUGUUCUGAUGGGGGAAAAAGGACCCCGCUGUUUUGAAGCGUUCUCGGCCGCGCGCGUUUAGUUUAGCGGCCUAGCGAUUAGUUUAUACGCCUAACAAAUCCCUUGCUCACCAACCAACUAACCCAUCACGUGCCGGCCGGGACGAUCUCUCCGUACGCGCGCUUUGCUUGCUUCCUAUAUAAGCAGAGAGAGGCAGCAUUGCACCACAGCAGCGGACAGCGGCCAGAGCCCGAACGGAGCAAAAGCGCCGAAGGGAGAGCACAGAGCAAAAAGCUUUCUUUGCAUCUCAUCACUUGCGUUUCCCACAAGGCCACUGGCCACCAGAAAUCCAGAAUCGCCUCGCGCUCCGCUCGCAGCUAGGCCUCCGUCGGCGAUCGGCAUGGACGCGGGGGACGACAUGGAGAGGGGCGCGGGCGCGCCAGUCCUGCUGCCCGAGAGCAACGGGCCAAAGAUUCAGGACGACAGCCUGCAAGUGCCACUAUUGAAGGAUAAAAAACGCGCAGGCAGCAAGGCACCAGCAGUUGUGCUAGGGUUCGAGUGCUUGGAGAGCACAGGGUUCUUUGGCAUCUCCACGAACCUGGUCGUGUACCUGGAGAAAGUCCUCCACGGCAGCAAUCUGGCCAGCGCCUCCAAAGUCACUACAUGGACCGGCACCAGCUACCUGACCCCGAUCUUCGGCGCCAUCAUCGCCGACACCUUCUUGGGCAACUACAACACCAUCCUCAUCUCCCUCGUCGUCUACCUUCUUGGGAUGAUGUUCGUGACCUUCUCCGCAUUCCUGCCCACGGCCGCGAUGCUCGGCGGCUCCUCGGUGUUCGGCGCUCAAACCGUCGCCUUCAUCGGGCUGUACCUCGUCGCGAUCGGGAGCGGCGGGGUGCGCUCGUCGCUGCUGCCGUUCGGCGCGGAGCAAUUCGACGACGACAAUGAGAAAGACCGGGAAAGCAAGGGCUCCUUCUUCAGCUGGUUCUACCUCUGCGUCAGCUUCGGCCCGAUCGUCUCCGGUCUGUUCAUUGUGUGGAUACAGGACAACGUCAGCUGGGGCCUCGGCUUCGGCAUCUCCACCGCCUGCAUCGCUCUCGCUUUCGGCGUCUUCGUUCUCGCCACACCCGUGUACAAGCGCCGCAUGCCCACCGGCACGCCGCUCAAGCGCCUGAGCCAGGUCAUCGUCGCCGCCUGCCGGAAGAUUAGCCGCAAGGUGCCUGCCGACGCGAGCUUGCUCUACGAGGUCAGCGACAAGGUGGACCCCCAGCCCAAGCUCGCACACACCGGUGAUUUCUCAUUACUUGACAAGGCGGCCGUCAUCACCGAGUCGGACUUUGAGGAGGUAACGGAGGAGGCCGGCUCGUCGUGGAAGUUAUGCACCGUGACGCAGGUGGAGGAACUGAAGAUCCUGCUGCGGCUUCUGCCCAUCUGGGCGACCAGCAUCAUCGUGUCCGCGGCGUACGCGCAGAUGAACACUACCUUCAUCCAGCAGGGCAGCGCCAUGAACAUGUCCAUCCUGUCGGUGUCAGUGCCGCCUGCGUCGAUGGCAUCGUUCGAGGUAGCUUGCGUCUUUUCUUGGGUGAUGCUCUACAGCAAGGUGAUCGUGCCAGCGCUGAGGGGCUUCAGUUCCGGCGGCGACGGCGAGCCAUCGCUGCUGCAGCGAAUGGGCGCCGGCCGGCUCCUCAUGGCUCUUGCAAUGGCGGUCUCUGGACUCGUGGAGAUGAAGCGGCUCGACAGCGCGGCGCGCGGCGAGGAGAUCUCCAUAGCGUGGCAGCUCCCGCAGUACUUCUUCCUGGCCGGCGCCGAGGUGUUCUGCUACAUCGCGCAGCUGGAGUUCUUCUACGCCGAGGCGCCGGACACCAUGAAGAGCACGUGCACGUCGCUGGCGCUGCUCACCAUCGCGCUGGGCAGCUACCUCUGCUCGUUCAUCUACGCCAUCGUGGCCGCCUUCACGGCCACGGCGGACAGCCCCGGGUGGAUCUGCGACAACCUCAAUCAGGGCCACCUCGACUACUUCUUCUGGACCAUGGCCGCCAUGUGCACGCUCAACUUCGUCGUGUACAGCGGCUUCGCCAAGAACUACAAGCUCAAGACUGUGCUCUCAUGACGUGCUUACAAGCUGCUCGCUUCCGUCUUGGAGAUUCCAUUGCAUUUUUUGCACAAUUGCCAAUUGGUAAUUGGUGAUGGGUAACUAGCAAGUACUACUGGCUCAACGGAUGGUGAUAGUGCAUAGGAAACGUGCAGCGGUGCCGGUAGUAGGAACUAGGAAGAAGUCGUUGCCGCAUCUUUUUGCUUUUACGUUUUUGUUUGAAAUAUGAAGCUGCAGUAGGUGGCGGCAAAAAAAUUUCAUUUCAAUUUGUAAUACAGUUUUUGAAUGUCAAUAUAUAUGGCGGCAAAGGAUUUUUUUU